Gaeumannomyces tritici R3-111a-1 is the source of this 246-nucleotide messenger RNA. RefSeq lists its product as hypothetical. NCBI's taxonomy places the organism in Eukaryota, Fungi, Ascomycota, Sordariomycetes, Magnaporthales, Magnaporthaceae. The transcript is spliced from 4 exons. The coding region runs from base 1 to 246 and encodes 81 amino acids. The record is from RefSeq and is a predicted model, not a curated record.
AUGGCCCCAAUCGGCUUUUAUAUUCGGAGCCGUUUUUUAAACUGGUCGAAACCUAAAAGCCGGAAAAUAAUAUCGAAGUUUAGCGCCGGCUCGUUGGUUAAUAAUUCGCGCAAAAAAAACUAUAAGCACGGCAUUCGGUAUCUUCUACUCCGCGUCGUCUUCCAACAACCGUUCGGUUCGAUUAGCUGCACCACGUGCAUGCGCAUAAUGGCCCGCGAAAUUAACUUUAAUAAAAUUUAUAUAUAG